This is a messenger RNA of Octodon degus (degu), 2690 nucleotides long. RefSeq names its product NECAP endocytosis associated 1 (gene Necap1). Gene Ontology annotation, cellular component: clathrin vesicle coat; membrane. Lineage: Eukaryota; Metazoa; Chordata; Mammalia; Rodentia; Octodontidae. The coding region runs from base 97 to 921 and encodes 274 amino acids. The record is from RefSeq and is a predicted model, not a curated record. Gene Ontology annotation, biological process: endocytosis. The transcript has 8 exons.
AAGUUACGCAGAGGAAGUAGUUUCGCGUCGAAACCACGCCCCCACCCGCCCCUAGCCCUAAGCUCCGCCCUCAGCGGCGCGCAGAGCAGAGGCAAGAUGGCGGCUGAGUUGGAGUACGAGUCUGUGCUGUGUGUGAAGCCGGACGUCAGCGUCUACCGGAUUCCACCCCGAGCCUCCAAUCGCGGCUACAGGGCAUCUGACUGGAAAUUAGACCAGCCUGAUUGGACUGGUCGUCUCCGAAUCACUUCAAAAGGGAAGAUUGCCUAUAUUAAACUGGAAGAUAAAGUUUCAGGGGAGCUCUUUGCUCAGGCACCAGUAGAACAAUAUCCUGGUAUUGCUGUGGAGACAGUGACAGAUUCCAGCCGUUACUUUGUAAUCAGGAUCCAGGAUGGUACUGGGCGCAGUGCGUUCAUUGGCAUUGGCUUCACAGAUCGGGGAGAUGCCUUUGACUUUAAUGUUUCAUUACAAGACCACUUCAAGUGGGUAAAGCAGGAAACUGAGAUUUCCAAAGAAUCGCAGGAAAUGGACAAUCGUCCCAAAUUGGAUCUAGGCUUCAAGGAAGGACAGACCAUCAAGUUGAGUAUUGGGAACAUUACAACCAAGAAAGGAGGAGCAUCUAAGCCCAGGACUGCAGGCGCUGGGGGCCUAAGCUUACUCCCACCACCUCCAGGAGGCAAAGUCACUAUUCCGCCCCCAUCCUCAGUGGCCAUCAGCAACCAUGUCACCCCACCACCCAUUCCAAAGUCUAACCAUGGAAGUAGCGAUGCAGAUAUCCUUCUAGAUUUGGAUUCUCCUGCUCCUGUCACAACACCAGCACCAGCUCCAGUUUCUGCCAGCAAUGACUUGUGGGGAGACUUCAGUACUGCAUCCAGCUCUGUUCCAAACCAGGCACCACAACCGUCCAACUGGGUCCAGUUUUGAGUGCCAUUGACAGUACAUUAAGUACAGACUUGAAUAAAGAUGACUUUGAGGGCACCAAUCUUUGAGGGAGGUUAGGAACCCUUUUUCCUCCCCAGAACCAAAUGAAUGGACAAUCUUUUUCAUAGCUUCUCCAUUAUAUUCAAGCUGAUUUAUGUCACGCCCCUAUGUUGUUACAUGCUGUGAGGCCAAGAGAGAUCUGUUAUUUCCUGCUCUUUACUGUGACAGGGAAUAGUGGGUCUUACCAUUACCUAUGGCUGACUAUGGACUGUUUAGAAGGCCAGUGACUUUGCGAGGGGAAUGCCUCUAACAUUCGUAAAGAUUGUAUUCGUUUUCUGAGUUCUUGAACUUAUUUCAGAAUCAUCUCAUGACCCUGUAAUACCCCUUUGUGAAGCCCUCUUCACUGAUUUGAGGGAAAAGAAAAGCCUUGGAACUUUCUUUUUCCUUAACCCAAAACUCUAAAAAUGGAUGGGCUGACCUCAGUAUUUACCAAUUUGAGAGUUUUGAAGGCUGGACUACAUAGUCGCUUCAAGACCAGCUUGAACUACAUAGUAAGACCAUGUCUCAGUUAAAAAAAACAAAACACAAAACCAUUGGGAGAGGCAGGUUUGAGACUGCUCUGUGUCCUGGGUCUCUUCAGCCUCCUCCAGGUUCCCCAUUCAGGGAGCAGUGAACAUCCAGUGCUGGUGCAGCUCCAUUACUGAGACUCUGAGUGUUUACAUAUCUCUUCCUGAGAUGAAAGGGCUGUGUCAUGGCACUGCCCCUGUUCUUUGCUCUUUGUUGGGUAGUGCAACAUCUUUGAGCAGUGGGUAUUUCUAGGAUGGAGGAGGCUCAAUGGGCUGUGAUUUCCAAAUUAUACAAGUGUUGACUUUCUUGCAGCUCCAUCUGGUUGCUGCAUUGGAAGCACAGCAUUCCUUUGUAGUCACCUUUUAUUUGACUUAAAAUGGAAGCGUUUAGAGUUUUUAACCUGAUUAGUAGAGCAGAGAGGUUGAAAGCACUUAACUCUCAUUCAGUGCCCAAAUUGCCUUGCUACCUGGGUAUCUGACCUCUUUCCAUAAACAUUUCUUUUACAAUCCAUCUGAUUUUUCAGUAGAAAGCUCCUAUCACAUAUAUUGUCUUUAUGAAGGAAGUUGGGGAGUCACAGUUUUAUUUCUGACAAUUUUCGCUUCAGACUUUGGUACUCACUAGCAAGAGUAUCUUCAAAGCAAGUUGUUGGUAUACUAAAUCCUUUCCUUAUGCCCCAUCAUUCCUUUUACAGUGCUGUGAAAAAAGUUCCCUGUCUUAGGGAUUAUUAUUAGCAACUUACCUAUUUUUGUUUGUUAAUGGACAAUUUGAAGGAUUAAAUGGGAGGAUAUAAUUUCUUCCCUUAGCACCUAUUUGGGUAUGUACAUUCUGAUUGAAGGCGGUAAGUCCUUGUAUUUGGUUUCAAACUAUAUUGUUUCUUCUGGAUUUCCUUCUUAACUUACUCUAACUUUGGGUCCAUUUUUUUUCAUUGCCUCCCCUUCCAGGCAGCUCUAUUCUUGGAGAACUAUGGCAGGACAUUUUAAAAUUUCACUAGAAAACACUAAAAGUCUAUAGGAUCACUAGUGACUACUGGGAGCCUAUUUUUCUCAAUCUUCCUCCAUGUUGUGUUCUUUGUAUUCUCAAGAUGAUAAUAUAUUAUGUAUUUCAAUUGCUGAAAAGUUGAAAAUGAAGUUAAGAUAUAUGUAUAUAAAGCAGAUGCUGUAUUGGUGCAAUAAUGGUAAUUAAAAUAUAGAAAAAGGUGUUUCUUU